GUAGAUGCUGCGGUGGGCUGCAUGGCGUCCUCCCUUGUAGUGCCUGGCGGUGGGUUGCAGGGCUUCCUUUUGCAGCUGCACGACGCCCUUCGGAGCUCAGACACCAGUAGCGCCGCGCUCCAGGGCUGCAGCUUAAUUCGCUCUUUAGCGGAGUCGUGUGUCACUAGCAGUGGAGACGACAUCCUGGCCUUGCAGAUUUCACUGGUGUUUUCUAAAGAAAAUGGACUGCUACCAUUUAUUUAUAAGUCGCUGAGUGUUGAAGAUUUUAGAGAAUGCAGAGAAGAAGCAUUAAAAUUUAUUCUUGCCUUUGUGGAAAAGAUUGGCCCCAAAAUUCAGCCUUAUGCACAAGAUGUAAAGAGGAUAUGUGUUACUGCGUAUACAAAAGACAGAUCAGCAAAAUGUGGAAUCCCAGCUCUAGAGCUACUGAUCAAGCUGCUUCAAAAGUUACAAUCAUCGUAUGCAAUGGUAGACAUGAAGGUUGGAGAAAUCUUUAACAAGUUUUAUGGAGAAAUUGCUAUAAAAAGCAAAGUGCCUGAUACAGUGUUGGAAAGGAUUUAUGAGCUCUUGGGAGUCUUGGGUGAAGUUCAACCUAGUGAAAUGAUUGACAAUUCUGAAAAACUAUUCCGUGCUUAUCUGCUAGAAUUAAAAGUACAG
This is a messenger RNA of Notechis scutatus (mainland tiger snake), 654 nucleotides long. Lineage: Eukaryota; Metazoa; Chordata; Lepidosauria; Squamata; Elapidae. The record is from RefSeq and is a predicted model, not a curated record.